This is a messenger RNA of Neltuma alba, 1888 nucleotides long. RefSeq names its product protein DETOXIFICATION 16-like. NCBI's taxonomy places the organism in Eukaryota, Viridiplantae, Streptophyta, Magnoliopsida, Fabales, Fabaceae. The transcript has 8 exons. Gene Ontology annotation, molecular function: xenobiotic transmembrane transporter activity; antiporter activity. Gene Ontology annotation, cellular component: membrane. The record is from RefSeq and is a predicted model, not a curated record. Gene Ontology annotation, biological process: xenobiotic detoxification by transmembrane export across the plasma membrane. Bases 97 to 1587 code for a protein of 496 amino acids.
GGGCAUCAAGUUUCUGGAUUUCUAAUCAGACUAUAAGAAUACAGAGGAGCAGCGUAUUUAAUAUCUCGUCUGUCUCCCCUCGCUCUGAUCAAAGAAAUGGAGAGCGAGAACCAAACGACAACUCUAAGUUCUCCUUUGAUUCAAAUAUCAGGGGAAGAUGGAUUGUUCAAAGCUGACAUAAAGCGAAACAAGCCAAAAAGAGUAGAAACAACUCAGGUUUUUGAAGAAGUAAGAAAGCAAUUAUGGUUAGCAGGGCCAUUGAUAUCUGUAAAUGUACUAAAUUAUUGCUUACAAGUUAUAUCUGUCAUGUUCGUCGGGCAUCAAGGCGAGCUGGCGCUCUCCGGUGCUUCCAUGGCAACAUCUUUUGCAUCAGUAACUGGUUUCAGCUUAUUGGUAGGAAUGGCUAGUGCAUUGGAUACCUUAUGUGGCCAAUCAUAUGGAGCAAAGCAGCACCGCAAGUUAGGGAUGCACAUGCAGAGAGCCAUGGUAGUUCUUAUGAUUGUUAGCGUUCCCCUAGCCAUUGUUUGGGCGAAAACAGGAUCCAUUCUAAUUGCCUUAGGCCAAGAUCCUGAGAUAUCUGCUGAAGCAGGACAGUAUGCCAAUUUCAUGAUUCCGUGCCUCUUUGCCUAUGGUCUUCUGCAAUGCCUCAACAGAUUUUUACAAUCCCAAAAUGUAGUAUUUCCAAUGAUGUUCAGUUCUGGAGUUACUACUUUACUGCAUAUUCUUUUGUGUUACAUUAUGGUAUUCAAAUCUGGACUAGGGAGUAGGGGAGCUGCCUUGGCGAAUGCUAUAUCUUACUGGGUUAAUGUUUUGAUACUCUCGUUGUAUGUGAAGUUUUCUCCAUCAUGUGCUAAAGCUUGGCCGGGCUUUUCAAAAGAGGCUCUGCAUGGAAUUCCCACUUUUUUUAGACUUGCCAUUCCUUCAGCAGUUAUGGUUUGCUUGGAAGCGUGGUCAUUUGAAAUGAUGGUUCUCUUGUCUGGUUUGCUUCCAAAUCCAAAGUUGGAAACAUCAGUGCUUUCCAUCUGCCUUAACACGGCAUCAGUUGUAUGGAUGAUUCCCUUUGGACUCAGCGGAGCUGUAAGCACUCGUGUCUCAAAUGAACUAGGAGCUGGCCAUCCGCGUACUGCUCGAUUAGCAGUGCGUGUUGUGCUAGUAAUGGCCAUUAUUGAGGGCAUCUUAGUCGGAACGAUGCUGAUACUAGUACGCAAUAUUUGGGGAAAUGCUUACAGUAACGAAGUCGAAGUAGUCAAAUACGUAGCAACCAUGAUGCCAAUUCUUGCUAUAUCCAACUUUGUGGAUGGACUCCAAUGUGUUCUUUCAGGCACGGCAAGAGGGUGCGGUUGGCAGAAAAUUGGAGCUUUUGUCAAUCUUGGGUCAUACUAUCUGGUUGGGAUUCCAUUGGCUGUCAUGCUUGCUUUUGUCUUGCACAUUGGUGGCAAGGGACUUUGGUUGGGGAUCAUAAGCGCACUCCUCGUUCAAGUGUUAUCAUUAUUGACAAUAACUAUUCGUUCUGAUUGGGACCAAGAGGCGGUGAAAGCUAAAGAUAGAGUGUAUGAUUCAACGACCAUAGAGGACAUAGUCUCAUGAACGCAAAACCUUUCAUCAUUGAAAUGGCAUAAACAUGCCACAAAAAGUAUGUGGAACUGAAUAUGUUUGGCCUUAGAUAAUCUGGUGCCGGAACUGAAUAUGUUGAUGUUGCUAGCUUUUAAUUUCAAUCAGAUAUUGCUGAAAAACCUGGUUUAGCUGUUACAGUGAACGAAUAUAUAUGGAUGAUCCGUAAAAUGUUUGAAAAUCUUGGCGGAUGAGAGUGUAAAAUGUUUGAAAAUCUGAGCGGAUGAGAAUGGAAGUAACUGUAAGAAGACAACUAUGAAUGUUAUUCAUAGGGAAA